Trichomycterus rosablanca is the source of this 1388-nucleotide messenger RNA. RefSeq names its product ankyrin repeat domain 53 (gene ankrd53). Gene Ontology annotation, cellular component: spindle pole. The record is from RefSeq and is a predicted model, not a curated record. The transcript has 7 exons. Bases 127 to 1341 code for a protein of 404 amino acids. Gene Ontology annotation, molecular function: protein binding. Gene Ontology annotation, biological process: regulation of mitotic cytokinesis; positive regulation of microtubule polymerization; regulation of mitotic spindle organization. Lineage: Eukaryota; Metazoa; Chordata; Actinopteri; Siluriformes; Trichomycteridae.
UAAUCACCAUGGUAACAGUAGAGUUGGUCAACAAAGUGACCAUGGCGGGUGUGAGCUUCUCCAAAUCACAAUGAAUAAUUUAGACUGAGGAUCGCCAGUUUCCCCAGAAAUUUGAGCUGUUGACCAAUGGAUCUGAGCCGGACCAGUGUGCGUAAGCUUGGGCCGGUUCGAUUUGUGCUGAAAGUGCCACCAGCCCAUGACAUGUUUCAGGCUGCCAUGUCCGGAGAUGAUGAGUGGCUGCAUUUUAGUCUCAAGAGAGCACCUUCACCCAUCCAGCCAAAUGAACAGGGACUCACAGUUCUUCAUGUGGCAACUCUGUAUGGUCGGCUGAAUUGCGUGAAGCUGCUCGUGGAGUCUGGCACUGUGGAUAUAAAUGUAAUCUGCCCACGUGGGCGAAGACCAAUACACAUGGCAGUGAGUCCUGAGAGCAAGCCAAACUCUUACUGCUGUCUCACAUACCUGCUGAAACAUGGAGCCCAGGCUAAUGUUUCCACAGAUGAAGGAGUGACUCCUCUGCAUAUGGCUGCUGCUGAAGGUCUGAUAGAAUGUGUGAAAGUGCUGGUAAAGAUUGGAGCAGACACACAUUUACAAGACGCCAGAGGUCACACGCCCCUCGAUCUUGCUCGUUUGUGGGGUCACAGAGACAUCUUCAGGUUUCUAAAAAGUGCCAUGUGGCACAGAGAUAAGAAGACGGACAUGGAGAGAUGCCAAGAACUGCAAAAUCUCAAAGAGAAGCUCAUCUGGAUGCACAGGAAAUCAGAGGACAGGAAAAAGUUGGUCAGAGAGGUUAUCAUCAAGCAAAAUGUCUCUGAGUGGGCAGAAAGAAAAGGCCUUUCCUUGAUCUGGUCCCCCCUGAAAGGUUCAUUCUCAUUAUCCCAUGUCGAUUGCCAGUCCACCAAGUCUGUCAAAACGAAAAGCAUCAAGAAACACAACCAAAGCAUACCAAAAAAAGUGUGGAACAUCUCAACCAAUCCAUCAAGACCUCCUCCAGCAAGCAUCAGCAGACCUCGGAGUGUGAGUAUGGGAACCAAUCCAGAAGAAGCUGCAGACGAGCCAGAUCUGCGGCCAUGUGUAACCCUGGGUUGGUUUAAGGACGGCUGUGUCAACUGUAUUGCAUCAUGGGAUGGUGAUCCACAGCCACUUCCUGACCUUCCACUGGAUGUCAUCCAGAGGGGUCUGUUUCCAUCUGCAUUUCCAUCUCGAAUUUCUGGUCCACGUCAGUUCCAGACCAGCAGUGUGCUGGAUGUGCCACGUCGAGGCUGUACUAAAGGACCUGAAGCUUCUCCAUGGACUGAGGUAGCAAUGCAUCUGGCUGAGCAGCUCCAAGCAGGCCAUUACUGAACAAUAAAUCUGCUCAAUGCAUUUAAAGGUACACAUCAUGUAAUACA